Messenger RNA from Diachasma alloeum, 4350 nucleotides. Its product is annotated as cytoplasmic aconitate hydratase. Gene Ontology annotation, biological process: citrate metabolic process; tricarboxylic acid cycle. The transcript has 12 exons. Gene Ontology annotation, cellular component: cytosol; mitochondrion. The record is from RefSeq and is a predicted model, not a curated record. Gene Ontology annotation, molecular function: aconitate hydratase activity; 4 iron, 4 sulfur cluster binding. Lineage: Eukaryota; Metazoa; Arthropoda; Insecta; Hymenoptera; Braconidae. Bases 81 to 2756 code for a protein of 891 amino acids.
GUUUUGUACAUGAGAGUGCAUAACCACUCGAAAAUUCUGUUUGAAGUAACAGAGAGGACGUGACUCGAGGAUUGACAAUCAUGGCUGAUCCUAACCCCUAUUGUAAUCUCCUCAAGCCAAUCUCGGUCUCAGGUAAAAAUCGUCGGUACUACGAUGUGGGAGCCUUUGGUGAAAAAUAUGAUCGUUUACCCUUCUCGAUAAGAGUGCUCCUGGAGAGUGCAGUGAGAAACUGCGACGAAUUUCAAGUGAAGAAGAAAGACGUGGAGAAAAUCCUGGAAUGGGAGAGCCAUCAGGCGAAGGAGGAGAGUGUCGAGGUGGCCUUCAAACCCGCCAGGGUCAUCCUCCAGGAUUUAACUGGGGUCCCAGCUGUCGUGGAUUUCGCUGCGAUGAGGGAUUCUGUCAAGGAACUGGGAGGAAACCCUGAUAAAAUCAAUCCCAUCUGUCCUUCUGAUUUAGUUAUCGAUCAUUCGAUUCAAGUGGACUUCGUUCGCAGUGACAACGCCCUGAAGAAAAAUGAAGAAUUAGAGUUUGAAAGGAACAAGGAACGUUUCAUAUUCCUGAAAUGGGGAGCCAAAGCCCUCCAAAAUAUGCUGAUUGUCCCCCCAGGAAGUGGAAUCGUGCAUCAAGUGAACCUUGAGUACCUAGCCAGAGUAGUUUUCGAUAAAGAUGAAUUGUUGUACCCUGACAGUGUCGUUGGCACUGACUCUCACACUACGAUGAUCAAUGGACUGGGAAUUCUGGGGUGGGGUGUUGGAGGGAUCGAGGCCGAGGCUGUCAUGCUGGGUCAAGCUGUCUCCAUGCUUCUGCCUAAGGUCAUUGGUUACAAACUCGUGGGGACUUUGAAUCAAUACGUCACAUCGACUGAUCUUGUGUUGACUAUUACGAAGAAUCUGAGGCAGUUGGGAGUUGUUGGGAAAUUCGUGGAAUUCUAUGGACCUGGAGUUGCUGAGUUGAGCAUUGCUGAUAGAGCCACUAUCUCGAACAUGUGCCCAGAGUAUGGCGCCACUGUGGGCUUUUUCCCGGUUGAUAGACAAAGUUUGGGGUAUUUGAGACAAACCGGUCGAACCGAAGAGCACAUUGAGCGCAUAGAGAAAUACCUGGAAGCCGUCCGAAUGCUCCGUGACUACAACAAUGAAUCCCAGGACCCCAUAUUCUCCGAAACAGUAACCUUGGACUUGGGAACAGUAGUGUCCAGCGUCAGUGGGCCCAAGAGGCCCCACGACCGCGUCUCAGUCUCUGAAAUGAAAUCAGAUUUCAACAGCUGCCUCACAAACAAGAUCGGCUUCAAGGGCUACGGUCUCACCCCGGAGAAGACAAAGGUCGAGGGCAUAUUUCAAUUCGAGGGUAAGGACUACAAACUGCGUCACGGAUCGGUAGUGAUUGCCGCAAUCACCAGCUGUACAAAUACGAGCAAUCCGAGUGUGAUGCUUGGUGCAGGUCUUCUCGCGAAGAAAGCAGUCGCGGCGGGCUUAACCGUAGCCCCGUACAUCAAGACAUCCCUUUCCCCUGGCUCUGGGGUGGUCACUUACUACCUGAAGGAGAGCGGUGUCAUCCCCCCGCUGACUCAGCUCGGCUUCGACGUUGUGGGAUAUGGCUGUAUGACUUGUAUUGGCAACAGCGGACCGCUGGACGACUCUAUUGUUGAUGCUAUUGAGAAGAACGAAUUAGUCUGUUGUGGCGUCCUCUCCGGCAAUCGUAACUUCGAGGGAAGAAUUCAUCCCAGCACGAGGGCUAAUUACCUGGCGUCACCUCUCCUCGUAAUUGCAUACGCAAUUGCAGGUACAGUGGACAUUGAUUUCGAGAAGGAGCCACUGGGGAGGAGGAUCGACGGUCGUGAGAUUUUCCUCCACGAUAUUUGGCCCACGAGGGCUGAGAUUCAAGCAGUGGAGCAGCAGUACGUCAUCCCAGCCAUGUUCAAGAGUGUCUACGAGAGGAUUGAGCAGGGCAGCCCACGAUGGGCCUGUCUCGCCGCUCCUGAGGGACAAUUAUACCCUUGGGAUCCCAAUUCUACUUAUAUUAAACAUCCACCUUACUUCGAUGGACUACAGAAGCAAUUGCCUGAGAUCAAAGCGAUACGAGGUGCAAGGGUACUUUUAAAUCUUGGAGACUCUGUGACAACUGAUCACAUCAGUCCAGCUGGAAGUAUCGCUCGCAAUUCACCUGCCGCGAGAUAUUUAGCUUCAAGGGGCCUCACACCAAAAGAAUUCAAUUCCUAUGGCGCACGUCGUGGCAAUGACGCCGUAAUGAUGCGUGGAACAUUCGCAAACAUUCGUCUAGUGAAUAAAUUCGUCGGCAAACCAGGCGCAAGGACCCUCUACAUUCCCACCAACGAAGAGAUGGAUAUUUACGAUGCUGCCGAGAAAUACGGGAGGGAUAAAACCCCCCUAAUAGCGCUGGUCGGCAAGGAAUAUGGCUCAGGCUCCUCCCGGGAUUGGGCGGCAAAAGGACCCUAUCUUCUCGGAAUUCGUGCAAUAAUCGCCGAGUCCUACGAGCGCAUUCACAGGUCAAAUUUAGUUGGGAUGGGCAUUGUUCCAUUGCAAUAUUUACCAGGUCAAACGGCUGAGACACUUGGCCUCACUGGUUUUGAAUUAUUUGACAUCGACAUUCCACAGAAUUGUCAACCACAUCAGAAAAUAACUGUGCGCACUGACGCGGGAAAAAAUUUCGAUGUCAUUGUACGUUUCGACACUGAAGUGGAUUUGACUUAUUUCAAACACGGCGGCAUUCUUAAUUACAUGAUUCGAUCGAUGAUUUGAGGGGAAAUUCGUUAUUCUCGAUGACACGAUAAUAUUGUUUGUUUUUUACUUUUCUAGAGGGCGAAGGAGAAAUUUGCCAAGUUGUUGGGUGAAACGUUUUUAUUAAUUCCGAAAUUAAGCAUAGGUAAUGGAGGAGAAUUUUUUAUGUGGGCAGAGGUGGGCAAACUACUAUUUCAAAUCAUUCAUCGAAUUUUUUGAGUUUUUAAAAUUUUAUUGUUGGGAACAUCUUUUAUCAACGAGAAACAACAAGCUAAUUACCACACGACGUAUUAUUGGCUUUUAACUAUUUCAUGUAGACUUAAGUAGUGAAAUAGUAAAAUAAAUUAGUCAAUACUAUUUUAUUUUACGUUGCGAAUUAAUGAAAUAUUUUUAUUAAUUCGCAAAUUGUCUCGAUAAUUGGGGGCUUCAGAGCAAAAUGUCAAUAGAACAUUUUUUUAGAAAACAAACUUGGGCCCAAAAAAGUCUCAUGACAUGCUUACAAUCAUUCAUUCUGAAAACAAUUCCGUAAUUAAAAAAUUUCGAUGAAUCGAGAGUUUAAACAAUAUAGCACGUGUGAGGAAAAAGAGAACGAAAAUAAAAGAGUAGUCAGCAAGGUGUUUGACCUUCGAGUUGAAUCACCUCGUUCUGCCAAUGUCGCAAGUUCCUCUAUCGUUUAUCGAAACAUUCAUUGUUAUAUUUAAUCUAGGGUUUUAAUGCAUUUUCAUCAAUUUCGAAAGAAAAUGAGAGUUUUAUUGUUUCAUGGGAAAUUUUACUGUUUUGUACACGAAUGGUCAUUUAAUGGCUAAGAGAUGAAGAGUGUACAGUUUAAACUAUUUAAAAUGUAUUUUUAAUGAUACUUUAAUUAUCCCCCAGCCUUUUUAAAAUCAUUUGAGGAUUUCGCGAUAAUCUCUGGAGCGAUUAUUGGCCCCAGAAAAUGUGAAUUCUACUAAUUGUCUGUCUGUCGCGCCGACUAAGUGAGUGCUGUCGAAUGAUAUGCUGUAGACGGGACUCGAGGUCCGUCGGGAAUUCAUGAAGUAAAGUUGAACGUAAUGAGGCAGUCGCUGGUCCCAGAGAACAGCUUUCCCAUUGUAUUGGGUUCCUGUGAUCAUUGUGUGUUUAAAAUCCGAGGCUAUGCAGUAUAUCGUUGCAUCGGUAGGAUCUGCCCAGGAGGCAACACAUGUUCCAGUUCUAAAAAAUAAUUAUCAUUUUUUAAUUAAUAAAAACGUAAAUUAAUAAUGAAGUGAUGAGACGAGAGUAUUUAAUUGGAUAGUUUUUUGUUAUAUCGAGAAUUGAGAGAUGUAAAAUAAUUGUACGAAAAUUUAGAUAUAACUUUUGGACAAAAAAACUUAAACCCUAGUAAAAAUUAUUCGUCUUGUUUCACUAAUUAUUUGAAAUUCUCAGAGUUUAUCUUACUGUACCAAUUAUUCAAAAUUCGUAUUUAUCAUUAAUUAUUAUUGUUUAUUAACUACGUAGAAUGAAUCAAGAAUGAAGAACUGAAUGAAUAGUUCUGAAAAUUAAUCAUCAUUUUUGUAUCUCAAAAAAAAUGAGAAAAUUUCGUGAGGGUUUUUUUGGAAUAAAUAAUUGGGAGAUGUAAAAAAGCCCCUCUUAAAUCACA